Messenger RNA from Marchantia polymorpha subsp. ruderalis, 413 nucleotides. The record is from the annotation of a GenBank genome assembly. NCBI's taxonomy places the organism in Eukaryota, Viridiplantae, Streptophyta, Marchantiopsida, Marchantiales, Marchantiaceae.
AUCGAGGGUUGCAUGUAAUGGUCAGCCACAGUUGAUUAACCCGUGGGAAGCACGAAGUGGAUACUAGAGGUUCAGACACGCUUAAGCCUUCUGCUUUCACCGUUGGACAUACGAUAUUCGAAUGUACACGAGGAGCUGUUUCUUGUUAUCAUCCACAUGCAGCAAACGUGGAGCGAUGUUACACGGAGCAGAUCUCACAUAAUGUGCACCGAAGAGCACAGGAUGUGCAACUGUCUUGAAACUUCUGGAGCUUCUUUUUGUUUUAGAAGCUCACUGUUGCUAACCUCGACGCCAGAAGAUGAAGACAAGUGUCCGAAGAACACAUACGUUAACGUCCUGCGCAUCCUCGUGCGCAGUUUGAAGUUCUGAAGUAAUCUGUUCGAACUACAAAUCUGCCACAGUAUUCCCGCUCU